AUAUAUAUAUAUUCCCCUUCCAAAAUUUCUCCUCUAACACUCCAAAAAUUUCUUCUAAAGUUGCACAAAAAAAAAAAUGGAGGGGUUGAUCCCAUUUGUUUACAAAGCAAUAGUGGAGUACAAAAAUGGAAGGACAACAUGGAUGAAUGAAUCGCCUUCAGCUUCUUACAUGAGACUUCCAGGCGAUUCGGGUCGUUUUGAAACGUCCGAUAUACAGCUUUUUGGACAUGUUGAUACUAUGUUUUCGACGACUUCAUCUUCAACUUCAUCUUCUGCAUCCACUGUCACCAAAAGAAUGGUGUCCGGUGGAGUUCAGUCACCGGUGGCUAGGUGCCACCGGAUUUCUACUCGUGCAAUAUGAAGUAAAAAAAAUAUAACUUUUGCUAAAGGAAAAAUCAAUAGCAAAAUAUGGUGGAAUUAAAUGAUUGUAACUAGAGGUACGGUGGGUUUUCAUGUGUGACCAUCUUUUCUUCUUGUUCUUCUUUUUUUUUUUUUGGAAUUUUGUUUGGUGGUUUUUAGUUUGGUGUAAGUUUGAGGAUUAACUAAAGGGACCUCAGACUUUUACUACUUACUUUCAUGGUUUCUUGUUUGAGGAUAACCAAAGGGAACUCAGACUUUUGCUUUUCUACGUGUACUUUAAUUUCAAAGUGUAUAUAUUGGUUGGUCAUGUUAUGUAGUGUACUGUGUAUAUGUUGUGUACGUGAUAUAAAUUGUCAAAUUUUCUGUUUA
Lycium ferocissimum is the source of this 729-nucleotide messenger RNA. RefSeq lists its product as uncharacterized. Lineage: Eukaryota; Viridiplantae; Streptophyta; Magnoliopsida; Solanales; Solanaceae. Bases 77 to 361 code for a protein of 94 amino acids. The transcript has a single exon. The record is from RefSeq and is a predicted model, not a curated record.